AUGGAGCUGCUCCCUGGUGAGGACUGCCAGGCUAUCUGGGACCGGAUCUUCCCCAAAGACCUAAGAAAAGACCACAGAGACUUGAACUGGCUCAUAGCUCACGGCGUGCACCCAGUGAAGGUGUGGAGGCACAGAAGAUUUUUUGAUGGAAUCCCUUCUGAUUCAAGAAAACUCUUCUCUGAAGAAAGAGCAGUUUUCAGGGUCAGGCUGCCUCUGCCCCCUGCUUUCAGGUUGGAACGUGCUGACACUUUUUUUCCUUGUAUCGUAACAGAUUGCUGCAAGGAAUGCACUGCAUGGCUAAGGUGUACUCGAAGGUGUGUCUGUGUGUCUGCUGUCGCACUGUUUGUGCUUGGCAUUAUCGCUGCUAUCAUCGGUUUGGCUGUCACAUUUGGAAUCCCACCACGUACGCCAGUGAACCGUUUCUGUGUGACCUCCAAUAAUCGUACUGGCUUCUUGUGUGAUGACAGAGAGAGUUGCAUUCCAGCCCAUCAGGUCUGCAACCGAAUCAGAGAGUGUGCUAACGGAGAGGACGAACAGGAGACAUUGUGCAGUGAUUUACCCAAUAGCCUUCCAGGAUAUUUGAUAUUCCGCUGCAGCUAUCCUAGCUACUGGAUCUAUGCUGAUAAGAGGUGUAAUGGAUUCAAUGACUGUGGAGACUGCUCUGACGAGAUGGGGACCUUGGCUGGCUGCCCUCCUUGCGGGCCCCAGUGGUGGAGCUGCACGCCGGUGUUCUACGAGUACUGCACCUGCGUUCCCAGGAGCUUCUGCCGAGAUGGAGUACAGCACUGCACGAGUUGGUCUGAUGAGUACAUCUGCAUGAGGUGAGAUGCCCAUGCCAAGAAGUAGCCAUGCAUCACUGGGCACGUUCUGCACUGCUGCCUUUUAGUCUCCUCCACCCUCGUUUGAAGUUGUUGUCCAAGAACAACGGGACCCAGUGGUUCUCUGCUUGCCACACCGCAGCGCUGGAAGGGGGAAAGCACGGUAGCUCAGCAGGCCGACCGAAGGACUGGGGGAUGAGAACUGCUGGAUGCUAAUCCCAUGUGUUACUGAUCCACUCUGUGGUCUUGGACAGGUCACGUGCAUCUGUCUUCCUCUGUUGCCCCAGCUGAGGAUCUUACUGCUCUAAACACCCUGGGUGUGGUGAGGGUUGAUUAGUCUUCACUGACUGUAGAGGGCUUUGAAGACGCAUCAUGCUAUCUAGGCAUGAAGCUGUGAUUGCAAAAUGUGUUUGCAAGCUUGCAGGGAGAAGUGGGAAAUCACAGUGGGUGUGGGUGCCAGCACUUUCCUUUCUUUCCUAGGACAUAUCUGACAAAUGCCAAUGUAUUGUCAAUUCAAACAGUAAUGAAGACCAGUAAGUGGUCUCUGACUGGUUUUCAUUUUGAUAACUGCCAUGGUUGCUCAUUAAUCACCAAUGUGUUGGCAGAAGGGAAAAGAAGUUCCCAUGGGGUUUUUUUGUAACUCCAAGCUACACAAAACCCGGUUGUAAAUCCUCUUCUCUGUCCAUAUAAAAAAAUCAAAAUCAUA
Molecule: messenger RNA, 1524 nt
Organism: Alligator mississippiensis (American alligator)
Lineage: Eukaryota; Metazoa; Chordata; Crocodylia; Alligatoridae
Gene: LDLRAD1
Product: low density lipoprotein receptor class A domain containing 1
Exons: 6
Coding region: 1-825 (274 amino acids)
Cellular component (GO): plasma membrane
Molecular function (GO): protein binding
Source: RefSeq, a predicted model, not a curated record